Molecule: messenger RNA, 1474 nt
Organism: Paramecium pentaurelia
Lineage: Eukaryota; Ciliophora; Oligohymenophorea; Peniculida; Parameciidae
Source: the annotation of a GenBank genome assembly
AUGCAAAGUGAUUUUUAAGAGGAAGUAGUUAAAUCAGAAUAUGUUUAAGCAGAGGAUUAAUCAUUCAAAUUUGUUAAUAUGCCUAGUUAUAAUCCAGAACAACUUGUUGAAGAUCGUCUUAGAGAAUCUAUUCGAUAAUCAGCUGCUCAAAGAACAGUUAAUCAUUAAGAUGACCCAACUUCUGUUAAGUUUCAUAGACAUCAAUCAUAUAAUCAAUUAUAAGCUUGGAUGGAAUAGGUUGGAAUCGAUAUGUAGUAACACAGAUAAAUAAUUAAAGAUGUAUUUCGCAUAUUAGAAAAGAGAAUUGCAAUUUCAAAUAGAAGCAUUCAAAAUCUCAUUCAUUUCAUUAAGACUUUUGUGUAACAUGAAAAAUAAAAUGUAGAGUAUUUAAGAACUAAGAAUAAUGCUAUUAAUAAACUAUUUCAAGAUGGAUAAACUUUGUAUUACCCUAAAUUAGAUGAAACAAUCAAAGAAAUAUGUAAUUAUGAUUAAGGUAAUGCUAUCAAAAUCUUGAAUCUCUUAGAUGGAAUUGAUAAAUUCAUAAAAGAGAAAUUAGAUUUCAACAUAGAGAUGUUUGAAACUGGUAUAUCAAUUCAUAGAGAUUAAUAUCGAAAAGCAUUUAGUAAUUUUGCCUCUAGUUCUUCUAAACUUACAAAAUAUCGUAGAAAACAUUAAGGAUUGUAUUUGAGAUAGAUGUAAGGUGAAUCAAAAGGGAAGGAUCUCUAUCAUACUGAACGUAAAUUGAUUAAUUCAUUUCUUGAGAUGGCUAAAUUAUAAAAAAAUAUGGGAUAAUCUGUAACUAGAUUAUUUGAUGAAGUAAAGAAAUAAGAAAUUCAUAGAUAUUAAAUUGUUAUCACAUCUCUAAGAAUGUAUCUUGAUAAACAUGUUUAAUUAAGUUAAAGUAAAUAAUAAUAGAUUUCAGCAUAAGAAGAAUUGAUUUAUGGAGUAUAAUUUUUAUUUUUAUAUAGUCUAGCUCAUUAAUUAAUUAGAAGCUGAAUAAGUAGUUUAAUCAUUUGAAGUAUUGAAUUUUUUAGGAUAAGAUAUUGUAAAAAUUAUAUAGAAGAUGCUUGGAAAACAAUCUUUGACACUUCCAUAAUUAUAAGAAUUUCUUUGUAAUUAUCCUGAUACCUAUAUUAAAUUGGGUAGUGUUCAAGAAAAUCAUUCCUUAGUUAAAUUAAGAAUUAAAAAUGCUUAAAUAGAUUGUGGAAAUGUUUUGAAAACAUGGAAACCUUGUUAAAUUAUAGCUACAAUCGAUAACAACAUACUUAUAUACCUAAAAGAGAAUAAUGAAUUCAAAGGUAAAUUUUUAUGUGAUUCCUCAUAAAUUGUACAAAAGACAAGAGUACCAUUAACAGCAGAAAUUAAAUAUACAAAACCUGGUUUUAUUUUUGAUUCUACAAAAACAGCUCUCUUGUAAUUAGAAGCUUAAGAUUUUGAUGCACUUCAUGGUUUGUUAUUCAAAUAAAUUAAAUGA